This is a messenger RNA of Recurvomyces mirabilis, 354 nucleotides long. RefSeq lists its product as uncharacterized. Lineage: Eukaryota; Fungi; Ascomycota; Dothideomycetes; Mycosphaerellales; Teratosphaeriaceae. The coding region runs from base 1 to 354 and encodes 117 amino acids. The transcript is spliced from 3 exons. The record is from RefSeq and is a predicted model, not a curated record.
AUGCCUCGGGGCAAUGACGCCCAGGUGAAGGUCCACCACAAGGGCCAGAAUGACGACUUCAUCAUCUUUGUAGAGUCCUCAGAUGCCGUGAGAGAGUGGAAGAAGGACAGGAGUGUACCACUUGCUCAGGUUGUGAGUGGGUUCAAAGUGUUUGUUACGCACAAGCAAGGUAACCAAGGCAAGAUGAACAGUGCCUCGAAAGGUGCACUGGAGGACGAAUUCGGGUCAAGCAAGGACGAAGAUGUAGUACAGCAGAUAUUGGAGAAGGGCUCAAUCAUUGAGACGGAGGGACAGAAUUCCGGCCGUCAAGGCGACAGAAACAUCACUCAGGGCGGCACCGUGUCCCAUAAUUGA